AUGGAAUAUGUAGUCAAAACCAAGGCAGUUUUGACAAUCAACAGCUUUGAGAAGGGUGGAGAUGGCGGUGGCCCCUCAGAAUGCGACAACAAUUACCACUCAGACGACACUCCGGUGGUGGCAUUGUCCACUGGCUGGUUCAACAAUAUGCAGAGAUGUCUUCAGAACAUAACCAUAUAUGGUAAUGGGAGAAGUGUGAGUGCAAUGGUUGUGGAUGAGUGUGAUUCAACAGCAGGGUGUGAUGCUGAUCAUGAUUAUCAGCCUCCUUGUCCUAAUAACAUUGUUGAUGCUUCUAAAGCUGUUUGGAAGGCAUUAGGAGUCUCCAAAGGUGACUGGGGCGAAUUGGAUAUUUACUGGUCUCAAGCUUGAUUUCCCUUUAUCUCCAUACAUAUUAUGUUAUAUCUUGUAAAUUUGCACUGCAUUGUGAUUGAGAUUGUUGCAUUUUUAUUAUGGUUCUGUUUUAUUUUCUUGUAAUAUACUCCUUUUCAUUGGCAGUAAGUAGUUGUUCCUUCAUGUUGUUUAAUGAAAAGAUACAUAUUGUGAAA
Molecule: messenger RNA, 545 nt
Organism: Cannabis sativa
Lineage: Eukaryota; Viridiplantae; Streptophyta; Magnoliopsida; Rosales; Cannabaceae
Product: putative ripening-related protein 2
Exons: 1
Coding region: 1-369 (122 amino acids)
Source: RefSeq, a predicted model, not a curated record